CUGGCGUAUACUUCUAACGGGACCAAAGUAUGUUCAGACACUUUCGCCAUUGUGAGGGACCACCGCAUGUAGAUCAGUGAGCGAAUUCAUUUGGGUUUCCUGUCAGUUCUGUGCGGCAGUAAAUAUCAACUGUGAUAAGGCAUUACCUCAGUUAACCAUUUAAGUACGAGAAUUUCAUCGAUUGAGGAUGCGGAUAGUGCUGGACCAUUAACCAGAAAAGUGGAAACUUACAGUUAACGGUGUCAUCUUCCAGGUUGUAAGGAGCACAAGACCGUCCUCUGCUCUAAUUGCGCUCCACUGAAAAAUAAGUUGACAUAUUUAGAAAAUACGUACCUACAAGCGGAAGACUGACCGUGGGACAGUGACUAUUGAAGUGAUGAAGCGUGCAGCAGAAGUGGUUAUGAAAGGCAAUAAUUCCAUUCAAUCAGCAGCCAAAGAUUUCAAUGUAUCCAAAAUGAGCCUAAAAAGAUUUAUAGAUCGUCUUAAAGAAAACCCAGAUAACGUUGAGUUUGGAUAUUCGUCGAAGUUGAUUUUUAACCGCAGGUAAGAAGCAGAUUUAACUAAAUACAUAAAACGAUCAGCUGAAAUAUAUCAUGGAUUAGGACCGAAAGACAUACGCCGCCUUGCGUAUGAUUGCUCCGUUAAAUAUAAGUUAAAAUAUCCUGCGAGCUGGAAUAAAAAUAAAAUGGCAGGCAAAGACUGGCUCAAUGCUAUUUUAAAGAGAAACAGUCGUUUAAGUAUUAGAAGACCAGAAGCUACCAGUUUAAGUAGAGCUACAUCCUUUAACAGGAAUAAUGUUUCCGGAUUUUAUGACAAAUUAAACACAAUUUUAUCUCGUGACGAACUCACUGCGUCGUGCAUCUGGAAUUUAGACGGAACAGGUGUUUCUACCGUUAGUAAGCCAUCAGAAAUCAUUGCUGAAAAAGGAAAAAGAACAUUUGGGUCGAUUACAUCUGGAGAAAGAGGAACCAAUGUUACACUGAUAGCCGCUGUUUCUGCAUCGGGUAGAUCCAUCCCACCAAUGUUUAUUUUUCCGAGAAAAAAGUUUCAAGAACAUUUUAUAAGAGAUGGAACACCCGAAUGCAUUGGAGCAGGAAACAAAUCUGGCUGGGUAACCGAUGAGGAGUUUUUCAUAUUCAUGCAGCAUUUUAUAAAACAUGUUAAACCCACUAAAGAUGAGCCAGUUUUUAUUCUGCUAGAUAAUCAUUCUUCCCAUAUCUCCGUAAAAACCUUAGAUUUGGCGAAAGAUAAUGGUAUUUGUAUGCUUACUUUUCCACCAUAUUUCUCUCAUAAGCUGUAACCACUUGAGGUUUCUGUAUUUGGUCCAUUUAAAAGAUAUUUAUCUUCCGCCUAAGAUGCCUGGAUGAGAAAUAAUCCUGAAAGACGAUGACGAUUUACAAUAUCCCAUCGAUCGUCCGUACAGCUUUGCCACUGGCUUUAACACCCAACAAUAUUUGCAAAGGUUUCGAAAGAUGCGGGAUCUAUCCUUUCAACAGAGAAGUCUUUGAUAAGAGCGAUUAUACUCAAUCCUAGGUUACUGAUCGACCUAAUCCUGCGGAUGGACAUGGUCAAUCUUCCGAUGAUGUAGAAACAGUGCAAGUGAAUGUGCUUUCUACUCCUGGUCUUUCUAGAAGAGUAGAGCCAGUACAAGCGAAUGUUGUUUCUUCACCUGGACCUUCUACAUGUACAAUAGUAGAGCUAAUGCAACUGAGCUACAUCAGAAGAGCCAGUGCAAGAAAAUGUGCAUUCUACCCCGUCAACACUAGGACACGACGCAGAUUUCUUUCGGGAAGUUGUAAGACCAUUUCCAAAAGCAAGUGCCCGUAAGCAGAACUCCGCUAUUAGAAAACGUCGACAUUACGCCAUAAUAACCGACACACCCGAAAAAAAAGACUUUACAGCAGGAACAGGAAAAAUCCAAAUCUAGGAAGAUUCCUGAUAACCGGAAAUCUGUAUGGCCCGUUGUGAAGCUUAUUCUGAAAGCAUCCCCGUCGAGCAAUGGAUCCAGUGUGACGCAUGCAAAAAAUGGGCUCAUGAAAAAUGUG
This is a messenger RNA of Belonocnema kinseyi, 2045 nucleotides long. RefSeq lists its product as uncharacterized. NCBI's taxonomy places the organism in Eukaryota, Metazoa, Arthropoda, Insecta, Hymenoptera, Cynipidae. The transcript is spliced from 3 exons. Gene Ontology annotation, cellular component: nucleus. The coding region runs from base 686 to 1300 and encodes 204 amino acids. Gene Ontology annotation, molecular function: DNA binding. The record is from RefSeq and is a predicted model, not a curated record.